AUGUCGUGUCAGGCCGGUCCGAAGGAUCAAGCAAAACAACGCUCUUCCUCAAUGGAGGCCUACUGGAACGGGGCUACGGAGGCUCAGUUUCAGCUGCAGCGCGGUGAAGGGCUCGGUUACAAUUCUAGCGGUCGAGUAGUCGCACAAAUGAAUGGUCUUGCUGGCAGCAGCGCUGUACCGUCUGGACCCUCCGUUUCAUCUCAGAACGCAGAGACGAAAGUUCCUUCGUGGACGAACCCGUCUUCCAUGGGACCUGUGUUCCACUCAAACCCACCCACGGACAUGACGGGGUCUGCGCCAUCUGGGACACAAAAUCCGGUCACUCCCUUAUUCUCCGUGGCACAGACUCAACACGGCCAACCUGUGCAGUUGAACUCAGCCACGCGGCUAAUAAGCCAAGACCAUACUAGUGUGUCUUUCGCCGCUACUCCAACAUUUCCGGGAAAUUCCCGCUAUGCUUCUACUGUGUCGGACACUUUCCAGGCAUCGUCGAGCUUCGAGGGAACGCGAAUUUCUUCCGUGUCCGGUCACGGUAUUUCGACCGGCGAAAACCACACUGCUCAGCAACAGCUACAGCAGCUGCCUGGUCUCCGCGCGUCAGGCUCUCCUGCGGCAGAGAAUUCCAGGAAAAUGUCGAACCUCUCUUUCACCGACAAGCGAUCGAGUGUCCCGGGAGAAUACCGCAGCUCCGAUGAAUCCGCAAGCUGUACGAAAACUCCCGGCGAAGCCAAGCGCACUUCGGUAGACUGUAGCCUGGAGUCAAACGUGAAUUCGCAAAGAACCGUCGUAUCAGACGUUUCGUCUCAGCCUCGACAUCCAGAAGGCAGUGGCCGACGCUCUCGUAAGCCGACCUGUUUCGACUUGCUGUACAACGACGCCCUUGUGAGACGUGCCCGAAAACAGAGGGAGGAGGAGGCCCUUCGUUCCAAGCCGAGUAAUGGACAAAAGCAAACCCCACAACAGUGGGAGCAGAGAUGGAGUUUGAUGGUGAAAAGACAUCAAGAAAAGCUCCAGACAAACGAGAACUUGCGACGCAAGCUGGACAUAAGCAAGCUCGAGGACGAAAGACGAGAAUGCACUUUCAAACCCGUUACACGGAGUUCACGGAAGCCCCUGGCUCAACAGAGAUCAUGCCUUAUCAAGAUGAAGCAACUCGCUGACAAACAAAAAGAUCUGAUAAACGCUGUGUGUGUCCUUCACCAAGAAGAGCGCGACAUCGACGACCUCAUCGCGAAGGAACUUCAGGCAGACAUUGCCUGCGCGUCGGAAUCGGGAAACAACGACGAAAUUCACAAAGUCUUGGACUUUUACCGCCAUCUCAGAGCAGAAGAGACAUCUCGUCUGCGCUCCCUAAAACUCGACCUUGUGUCUCAGGUCUCCAGGUUGGAGCAGCAGUACAAACGCACAGCCGCUGCGGUCAACCUUGUUGAGUCGGACAUCGCAGAGACUGUUGGAUUCGACCUGAAGCUGGCGGAGCAACUGAACGAUGAAAUCCGGCAAGACAUCGACGCCGCCAAUUCGCUGCGUCUAGGAGCACGUUUCCGUUCGAUUCUCGAGGCGGUGACGACGGGUCAGCCGUUGUUUCCUCCAAACGAAAGGGGCGUGUCUCUGCUCUACGACGGCGCUGACGCGGCCUACAGCCGGCGUCAGUCGAAGGGUCCCGACCUGGCAAGUCGGUCGGCGUCCCGUCACCGUUUUUCCAUUCGAGGAGACAGUUUCUCCCGGGGACUGGAGCAGCGCCAGCGGUCUCCGGCGCUCUCCCGUAGGGGCGCCAGCACGCGUCGCGUCUCCAGACAAGCCAGCCAGCUGCACAUGCACUCGAGCCGCUCCUGUAGCCCCGGGCCGAGUGGCCCCGCGAACGGCGGCGUCCGUCGGUCGACAUUUGGCGGCGAUGCGCCUUCCGGCUUUGCGAAGCCCCUGCAGCAGAGCAUGCCUUCGCCGCAAGUGAGUCCGAGAUUUCUCGGCUUCCAGCGCCCCGCCAGUCCCGCGCUCCGAGCGGUAUCGGCUUUGUAUCCCAGCCCUGAACUGCGAUCCAGCAGCAACAGCUCCGGCAAAAACUCUGCAGGGCGUUGCAUUUCCGGCUUCGGGGCCUUGACGCCGAGCGACUCAGCCGGGAUCCACCAUCCCUGUGACUCGUACCCUCAAAACAACCAGUCGCCGAGCAAGAGCUUCCAGAUGUCGGGCGGGUUUGGCGCUGUUAUCGAGAACGAAGGACUUGCCUUCAACUCUUCGGGAGAAGGCAAACCACUAGACGUCGCUUCGCCUGCAGGCGCCUCGCCGCGGAUGUUGACUUCGUGGCAGAAGGAAAAGGCGAAACAUGAGAUGCGCCAGCGGCUUCCGUCUCGCCAUGGGAGCGACGGAUUAUGGAGCGCGCCGCUGACGUCGCACAGAGGCAGCUUCAACGCGUCGCGGGGCUUCAUUGACAGAGACGAAGGCCCGAGUCGAGUGCCCUCGUCCCGUGGUGCGACCCCGCGAAAGGCACCCCAGCACCCAGCCGCGGGUUUAGCGUCUACGCGAAAUGCUUUCCAGUCUGUCUCGGGCUACUCCUUGAUGCAUCCCCCGAUGAUGACGCAGACUCCUCCGACGCUGGGCCCCGUCUCUUCGCCGGUCGCGAAGAGACAAGCAGGACAGGCACUCGGCAAUGUGGCGGCGUCUCCGCGCUUCGCUGGCACGUGGAAUGGUCAGCUGAGUGGGCAGCAGGUAGGGGACCCUGGGGUGAUGGCCAGCAACGGCGGGAACCCGGCGUUGAUAGACACGCUUCCCAACACGCAAAACGAUGCGACUUUACACUCGAUGCACGGGGGCGGCGCGGGGUACAUGAAAGCGAUGGCGUUCAUGAGCAACCAUCCUGGGAACAUGAGCAACAAUGCCGCUAAUGCGGUCGCCAGUGCCGGCAACAUGAGCAACAACGCCAGAGGCGCCGUGGUGGCCCCGAGCGGAACGGUUCAGGCCUUUCAUCAGUCGUGUUCAGUGCGACCUUUGGGUGGAGCGCAGCUGCGCACCGUGAUAGGGAACGCCUUCCCGUGUGCCCGAGCGCCCAACGCGAUGGCGGAGACGCCUGGCUUCCCUGCCCGCAUGCCUGUGGGUUUCGUCCAAGACAAAGCCCCGCCGAUGAGUGCACAACCGAACUACCCGAUGGUGGCUUUCCAGGGCGCGCCAAUGCCGGUGCAAGGCGUCGGGUCGUUCACACCUCCGUCGCCGAGAAAUUUGCCUUACCCAGUGCUUGCGGAGACGCAGGCCAUUCUUCAGAAAGGAGUCGUGCAAGCGGAGUCUGACAAGACAGGAACGUCUGUGUCGGUUCAGGGAAACGGAUCCCCGGCGCCUUUCCCCACCCAGACAGCUGUGAAGCAGCCGCUCGCAGGCCCCCAGGCUCCCGUGUUAGGCGCGCCGACCCCAAAUCUCCCUCGCUUGGCUGGCGGCGCCGUUCUGAAACUCGCGAAUAAUGGCCACGUGGCUUUUGUCGACUUCGCUGCCACAGCCAAACAACUUCAGAGGGGGGGCAUGGCUAGCGCACGCUAGGCAGAAGGGACUUCGAGGAUCACGCGAGAAAAGCUACGACAGACUCCCCAAAAUAUCACACGUCCACUGACGGCGUUUUGCAGGGGGAAACGCCACUAGAAGGAAGGACUUGCGACAAACAACAGACUCUUCACGACAGCGGCAAAGUGGCGCGUCUCGACAUCCGGAACUGUGUCGGGAAAGUCUGUGGAGAAACCGUCGCCGUCGAUGCCUGUCGCGAUGCAGCUUUGUUCGUGAAAAAUGGAAAACGCGUCGAAGGAACGUCAACAAGCGUCAAUGAAAGAGACAACCGUUCGGACCUCUCCGAUCGUCAAGGGAGAGACGAGGUGCCGCUGGAGAUGCCAAGCGAGCGCUGUGAAUGUGGCUAGGUUUCUCUGAGGGGUCUACGUUCAAACUAACGUUCGAGCCCCCCUCCUGUCCCACGUCAGAUACCUGAGAAAGGGAUCGACGUGGUUCCGUGCAAUUGUGUGCCUUUAAGCUGCAAAUGCGUUUACGUCUACAUGAAUGAAUGCGUCGAAAGUGUCUUCUUGCCAAGGCUUAUCCUACUCGAAAGUGUUUUGUGAUUUCUGCUGCCUAACAAGUCGUGGAUCGUUCUCUACACUGCCCCAUGUGAACCGCCCAGGCUCAGGGCACCUGAAGGCACCAGGUGCAAGAGCGAAGCUCCGCAAGUUCAUUCGUUCGCGUCCUUUUAUUAAGGCCACGCUUUUCUAUACACCCGUGUUUCUGUUUGGCUGUUCAGUCACUUGCAGUGUACUGCCAUUGCUUUUCAAUUUUUCUCUGCGCGUUCCUCCAGCAGACUCACUCCUGUUUCCCGUUUCAGAUGCGGCAGGGGCGGUGGAACACAUCUGUCACUAACCCAUGGCGAUGGAAGGCAUCAUCAAGCAUGGUAUUCACUGCAGCGUGCGAGAACCGUGUCGGCGCUUCCACCUCGCUUUUCUCUUUUCGUCGACCCGUGGGGCUGGAUCUGGAUAGCCCCGGCCCAGCUGGCGCUCGACAAACUCUUGUCAAGAAGAUACAGACGGCCAACAAAAAGGAAAUUUCCGCUUUGCGUCGCACUUUUGGCGUGUUGGGUGUGGGGGUGGACCUGCCAAGGGCAAGAGAACUGAAAUCGAGGGAGAGCGAGGAUGAAUAUGCACGUCUUCCGACGUAACUCUUUCGCCCCUCGUGCGACAAUCUUUUUCCCCGUUUGCACAACCUGACUGCGUCUUGAAACGUUUUUUCCCCUCAGGGUUGGUUUCAUCGAAGAUACCACGAGACGCAACAAAACACGGAUCCCAGGCACCCACAAUUUUCUUUCAAACACGAGGCGAGACACUUCCGGUCUCGCUCCCCUAAAACUCCCAAAACUGCCCUCUGAACCAGAGAGACGCCUUGUCGCCCGAGGU
This is a messenger RNA of Toxoplasma gondii ME49, 4904 nucleotides long. RefSeq lists its product as hypothetical. The transcript is spliced from 9 exons. Bases 1 to 3519 code for a protein of 1172 amino acids. Lineage: Eukaryota; Apicomplexa; Conoidasida; Eucoccidiorida; Sarcocystidae. The record is from RefSeq and is a predicted model, not a curated record.